This is a messenger RNA of Porites evermanni, 5284 nucleotides long. Lineage: Eukaryota; Metazoa; Cnidaria; Anthozoa; Scleractinia; Poritidae. The record is from the annotation of a GenBank genome assembly.
AUGACAACAGCGGCUAGGCCGACAUGGGACACAGCAAAAGGCGGUCGAGGAAAAGGCGAAGGAGAUCUUUCCGCGCUGUCAAAACAGUAUUCGAGUCGUGAUUUGCCGUCGCACACAAAACUAAAACACAGGUAUGAACUUACUGUAAAUGUAACCACAACUUUUUGGCCUGUUGAUGCUAAAUUUUCGCUCACUUUCUUUUAAUUUCUGACUUAAUCAGGAACCCUUACAGUGAUGGUGGUUUAACGCAUUACAAGAUUGGUGUUCUUGCUGAAAACUUUUGGCGACAUUCAUGAUUGUUGUGAAUGCCAUAAUUUCCCAGUUCGUUUCUAGCGUCUCCUUAAUGUACUUCCCUGCUUUUUUGCUUCGUCGUGAGAGACCUCUGCUAGCAGGGAAUUAAUGUACAUGUAUAUAAUAUGCAUUCACGCACGUCAUUAAAAAUGAAAUAACAUGCCUUGAUUACAUGGAGAGUGGAACCCUGUUGAUACGGUCAUCAAUGGGCCAAAAAACUUUGGCCUGUUUACGAAGUGACUUUAUUAAUGAGGGCUUUUUUACAAGAAAAUGUAUGGCCAUUUUGCCAGACUGCCAAAAAAAGUGGCUGAAUAACAAGGUGACUGUAUUACGCAGGUGGCCUUGAGGCGGGGUUUGGGAUUUAUUCCUUUCUUCUUCAAGUGGCUUUUCACAGAGUAAUGAGACACAAGAAGUCAUGUUCAUGAAAUUUUUUAGGCAUGUAAGAAUGAAGCUGUUAAAUAGUAUUUGCAUAUAUAUAGCUGUAUCUUACAUUAUUUGUUACCCAAAAAAUGAAAAUGAAGUAAAAAUCCACUGUGCCAAAAAAAGGGUGUUGGUUGGUGGUUGAAAUAAUGGCCACAUGCAAGAAAAAAUAUGGGGUUUCAAGCAACUUUUUGUUUCCAGCAUUAUGGUGUCACUGUGGGUGUUUUUCUAGAAGGUUCUAUAUUAGAUUUAUAGAUCCACUCAGUUCUUCACAGGUAUCCUCCAAUAAUGUAUUUUCAGACAAGCAGGGCAGGAUACUGCAGAGGAAUUGCGUGGCCGAGACUUCCGCAAGGAUUUGGAAGAACGUGAAAGACUAGCAGCUCGUGAAAGAAACAAGGAAAAAGGCAGCAGAUAUGCCAGUGAACAACCAAAGAGACCUCGUUUAGAUCAACCACCUCCUUCUAAUUUGGAUGCAGAUGACCCUGUUGAUGAUGAUGAUGAUGAUGACUCUGAGGAAAGGUGAUACAGUUUGAUAAAGUCAAAACUUUUCCUUGUGGACACUCAUCCCCUUGAUACAGAAAUAUCUUCUGUUACGGAGAAUACUAUUGAUCCUAUAGAAACAAUAAAUUUAUUCCUCCAUCUAUAAAAUUGCUGGCACUUGACUCUAUCACUUGGUUGUCUUGGUUAAGUGUAGGUGUUACUGUAUGUGCCUACUCAAUGCAAUGAGUAAGAUUUUCUUUGGUGUGAUCAAAUUCAAAACUUAAGUAACUGAAGUGUUGUCUGCCUGGAACAGUGGCAGUAUCUUAUCUCCUCUUUUUGCAAAACAGGUUAACUACAACUCUACAUAGUCAGACUGGGAAAUGUAAAAAAAAAAAAAGACUCUCUUUUUGGACAAUAGGAUUGUACUUCUGUUGAGUAGAAUGCUGCAUUUUGUCCAGAUUUGUGAGCUUGACUUUUUCAUUCAUUCAAACUCGGCUUGUGUGGGGUAUCUCUAAUUUUUGCAUCUCAGAUGUUCACUAUUCCAGUUUGGGUGAAAAGCUAAGUUAUUGUAAGUUGACAGAUACAAUGUUAAUUCGAUAAUUAUGAUAAAUUUAAAAGCUGAACUCUGACAGUUUAUUUGACAAUGUUGAUCCUGUUUCAGUGACGAUGAAGAUGACACUGCCGAACUUCUUGCUGAGUUACAAAGAAUAAAAAAGGAGAGGGCACAAGAAGAAGCAAGAAAAGUGAGUUUCAAUUCUGAAUGAUGUACUGUGUAAUGUUGUCUAGUAUCUUCACAGGCCUUCUGAAAUCACCAUGCGAGAGGUUUUUAAAAAUCAGUAAAUUGUACAUCCAGUGACAGGGCUGUGCUCUAGCAUUGCCCAGUGGCCCCUGGCACCUCAUGUUUGCUCCUGGGCAACUAGAAAACUUAGUGUUUUCAUAAAGAAACAUAUGCAAGGCAAUCUGGAUUUCACAGUUUCAGCGCAAUGGGCUGGUGGGCUUUUUACAAUUUUUUUAUAGGUUUCAUUUUCAUGGGAAAAUUUAAAACAAUUAUCUUAGUUUUUUUGUGGAGAAAAGAGAUUAAAGAAUAUACAAUACUUUUGAUAUAAUUUUUGUAAAAAGCCAGAUCACUGAUGAAAACAACUACUGAUGAAACACAAAAUAUGUUUAUUUCUUUUCUUCACAAUAAGAAGGUAUAGAAUAAACGUCUUUUGGAAUUUUUACAUUUCUUAUCUGCAGCUUAUGAAAAUUAAUCAUUACAUGUACAUGUGUAUGUUAUGCAAUAUUAUCACUAGAUUUAUUAUUUUUAACAAGCUUUCACAAAGUGUGUUUGAAAUGUGUUUGGUAUCUUUUUGAGCCUGCUGGGUAAGUGAAAAAAAAAACAAUCCCUGCUGACAAGGAAAUAAGAUAUCUGUCAAUGUCAAGGGUAAUUUUUUAUUGCUAGUUAAUUUUUUUUCAGUUGGUCACCAUCCAACAGUAUCAUGUAAUCUUCAUCAGUAUCUCAAAUUCAUGCAUUUUAAAAGCUAACAUGAUUUUUCUGCCAACUAAUGUGGGUCUCUAAUUAUUUUAUAACAGGAAAGAGAAAAGAAAGAAGAAGAAGAGAGAAUACGAAUGGAGAAUAUUAUGACUGGAAAUCCUUUACUCAACACACAAAGCAAUUUUAAAGUAAAAAGAAGGUACUGCAAAAAUCCAGUAUUCUUUUCUCUUGUGGAGAUCUCCAAUAACAUUGAUAUGCAAUGUUGUUCCCUGUUAGUGGUUGUGAAAAACUUUUGCUAUUUGCCAAUAGGCUCAAGCCACGUAAAAGUUAAAACAAGUCAAUUGAUUAGUACUGCAUGCGCUAGUCUUGACCAAUAAAGUGGCUGUGUGUGACAAGACCGAUGCAAUUACAGUAAAAACCGGCGAGUAAGAACCUGGUUUUUAAAAACCUUUUACAGUGGGCUAAAAUUUGCCAGUUUGGGACCUUCUAUACACUUAAGAACUUGUUUAGCCUAAAAUUUGAAACAGGUUCUUAUUUUCCAAAAUCUAUAAAAGAAAUUCCUGUAAAAUUGGGGAAAUAAGACAAGUCAACAUUCAGGAUCCUCUGUGGAGACAUUGGAACCUUAUUACUCCAAUUGUAAAUAUUAUUGUAUGUACAGCUGCAGAUGUUAUAUGAGGAACAAGCUGAAUACCACCAAUUAAACCUUUAUUUUACAUGGCACUCAUUUUCUGCCUCCUCAUUGGCUAAGAGCUUACAGCUAAUUUUGGAAAUCAGCAAACGGUAAUAACCUGAUUCUCAGACAUCCGAGGUCAUUCCUGGUCUCUUCAGGAAAGAAGCAAAGGGACCGAGAACAACCUCGGACGUCUGAGAAUCAGGCUACCCAACCUACAGAUUAGAUAGUUAUCUGCUAGCAGAUAAGUGACAAAACAAUGUAUAAUAAAACAAUAAUAAUUCAUUAUUAAAUUCGGUUUUUGUGAUUCCUAAAUAAUCAAGGUCUCACUAAGUGUUAUCAUCCUUGUGGCCUUCGGCCCGGCCGAUAACACUGACAUGUUCCUCAACCUCGAUUAUUCUGGAUAUCACAAAAACCUCAUCCAGUAAUUGUUUAUUACCUACAAUGUAUAAAAAAUAAAUAAAUAAAUAAAUAAAUAAAAACUUAUUUAAGAACCUAAAUAGCCUAAAUUUGUUCUAAAUGUAAUUACCAUUUUUCCCUAACCUAACUAGGGAAAGUGUACAUGUAGGUUUUUAGUCACAGGUUUUACUGUAAUGUCAAAUUCUCCCUUUGUCUUUCAAGUAACUAAGGCAAGGCCAUGUUUGCUUGGUCACCAAGUGAUGUCUAACAGUCAGCUUUUACAAAGCAGUCAUUGUCAUAUACCGUAAAAUUCCAAAAAUAAGCCCCUCCAUGUAUAAGCCCCCCAAACCGGUAACGCAAAAAAACCCUCCGUUAAAUUGCCCCUCCAAAUAUAAGCCCCUCAGGGGCUUGUACUUGGAAAAUUGCCCUCAAAUACAGAGUGAAACGAAGCAAAAAUAGUAAAUUUACUUCCAACUAUAAGGGUAGCUCAAUGGAUUUUGAAACGCAAAUUUCCUUCUGUAGAUAAGCCCCUCCAAAAAUAAGCCCCUCAAAAAGGACCUUUGAAAAAUAUAAGCCCUGGGGCUUAUUUUCAGAAUUUUACAGUAUUCCCACGCAAUCUAAGACUAAAUAAUAUUUUUUUUACUGCUAUAACUCUCUGUAGGAACACAACUUUUAAGAAAACAGUCUAAGAGCUGGCCCCAAGGGUAUUCGGCCUUGAAGCAAUCACUGCAUACUAAUUUAACUGGUGACUUCUUUAUCAUUUUAGGUGGGAUGAUGAUGUUGUAUUUAAGAACUGUGCAAAGGGGGAAGACGAAAAAAAGAAAGUAAGUUUAUACCUAUGUGAGAGAGUGACCAGGAUUAACUUGUAUUACAUUGUAUAUAUAAUACCAUAUUUUUCGGUUAUAAGGCGCGCUCCGUUAUAAGACGUACCCUGAUUUUUUAACUUGUACUAAAUAAAAAUAAAUACUUGGUUAUAAGACGCAACCCCAACUUUGUGCUUUUAUCGCCAUCUUCACUUGCAAAAUAACAGCGUUUUCAAAGUUCCUAAUUACAGUUAUGUCUCCUUUUUUUCAACAAAGGGACGAUUCUUGCAUUUCGUUUCAUGAAAAUACUUGGUUAUAAUACUCACCCCAAUUUUGGAACAGAUCAAGAUUGAUCAAGCAAAAUGUCUUUGAAAAAAUGCUGCGCCUUAUAACCGAAAAAAUACAGUAAUCUUCAAACUGCUUUUCAUGAAACAUAAUUGCAAAGUAUAGUCAAACCUCUGUUGCACCAGCCUCCUUUCAGCCACUGUCCAUUUAGCAGCUAGAUUCUAAAGUCCCAAAAGCAGGAGGAGGAUGGCUGUGUUGAUUGCAGCCAAUUUUAAGGCAGUGGCAUAGAAACAGCAUUUUCAAUUUUAUAAAAAUGUUUCAGAUGUAUCUUUAGUAUCAAUGUCACAACCAAAUAUGGUUAACUUAAGUAUUGGUUUUACUUUGUUUCAGGAGCAACACUUUAUCAACGAUACCCUUCGAUCAGAAUUCCAUAAAAAAUUUAUGCAAAAAUAUGUGAAAUAG